This is a messenger RNA of Otolemur garnettii (small-eared galago), 240 nucleotides long. Its product is annotated as beta-defensin 130-like. The transcript has 2 exons. Lineage: Eukaryota; Metazoa; Chordata; Mammalia; Primates; Galagidae. Gene Ontology annotation, biological process: cell chemotaxis; defense response to bacterium. The record is from RefSeq and is a predicted model, not a curated record. The coding region runs from base 1 to 240 and encodes 79 amino acids. Gene Ontology annotation, cellular component: extracellular region. Gene Ontology annotation, molecular function: CCR6 chemokine receptor binding; chemoattractant activity.
AUGAAGCCUGUGCUCCAUGUGGACAAUGCAGCCAGGCCAGUGCCUUCUACAAUGGCUGGAAAGACCGGCGUCCUUCCAGGGCAAAAACAGUGUGUUGUAUUAAAAGGAAUAUGCAGAGAUGACAGCUGUACCUCCAUAGAUGAUACAAUCGGUGUAUGUGGUGCGAGAAAAAAAUGCUGUAGAAGGUGGUGGAUACUCUAUCCUUACCCAACCCCGAUUCCCAAAGGAAAAUCUCCUUAA